This is a messenger RNA of Mauremys reevesii (Reeves's turtle), 4836 nucleotides long. It is a transcript of the gene TLR8, whose product is annotated as toll like receptor 8. The record is from RefSeq and is a predicted model, not a curated record. Lineage: Eukaryota; Metazoa; Chordata; Testudines; Geoemydidae. Gene Ontology annotation, cellular component: plasma membrane. The coding region runs from base 842 to 3991 and encodes 1049 amino acids. The transcript has 2 exons. Gene Ontology annotation, biological process: defense response to virus; canonical NF-kappaB signal transduction; positive regulation of interleukin-6 production. Gene Ontology annotation, molecular function: protein binding; pattern recognition receptor activity.
GGGGCGGUCAGGGGACUAGGAGCAGGGGAGCAGGUUUGAUGGGUUGAGGGUUCUGAGGAGGGCAGUCAGGGAGUGGGAAAUGGGAGGGGCGGAUAGGAGAUCAGGGCCAGGCUGUUUGGGGAGGCACAGUCUUCCCUACCCAGCCCUCCAUACAAUUGCACAACCCCGAUGUGGCCCUCGGACCAAAAAGUUUGCCCAUCCCUGCUUUUAAGUAGUUGGGGAGCCAUCUAGUGGCCUCACUGUAUUCUACAUUUUACAAACCAGCCAAAGCAGCAAUCUGUAUAGGUUAAUUAGGCCUUGUAUGUUGCUUAUCAUUAGUAAACAUGGUAAACUGGAUCCCACUGUGCCCAUGUGGUUUUUCUUCUCACAAUUAUAAUUGUGUAAAGGGCAAAAGACAUAACAAAGAAUAAUCCUAAUGUUAUGAUGCAAGAGAAAAUCUCAGCCUUCGUGAUUUUUUGUCUCUAAUUUAUGUUUUAUCUUCUGAAUAGUUUGCCAGCUUUCUGUUCUCUGAUAUGGAUUUUCCCUGGCUUACAAAGUUAUUGUUCAACCAUGCUUCAACUGGCCACGUUUUGUCAUUUCAGUUUAUCAGCAUAUUCUUGUGCCAAAUGAGUCAAUAAAUUACACUACCAAAAUAGGUGUGGCUUCUGUUCUUCCCACUUGGACUAUAGCAAACCACAAGCCAGCUUCUGUUGUCACUGUAGUGGCCAAUUUGGGGAAGUUGAUCAGUCUACUUCAGUUACCAUCUGUGUGAUCAGCUUCUGGUGCCUACCCCUUUUGGUUUGUUUUUAAAACUCUUCACUGGACUGACAUCUUUUAUAGCAGAAAAAUAAAGAAAGGAAACAUGAAUCCCACAAUCUCAAAUCUGAUAUGGCUACUUCUUCUGGCUUAUGGUACUUCAGAAAUUCUUGCUGAGACCAAGUAUCCUAGAACCCUGCCAUGUGAUGUCAGCGUGAAUAACUCCUCCGUCAUAUUUGACUGCAGUGCCCGCCAACUGAGAAGUGUGCCUGCUGCAAUGCAUGGUAAUGUAACAGAAUUAAAGCUCUCAGACAACCUUAUAAAGGAGGUGUUUAAAGAAGCUUUUCAGGGCCUGAAUAAUCUGAUGAAAAUAGAUCUAAACAGGAAUCAGUACUCUAAGGCAGAGGAAGAGGCUCAUGAUUUGUGUAAAAAAGGAAUGGUAAUUGAAAACGGAGCUUUUGCUAACUUAACAAAGCUAAGGGAACUACUAGCUGAUGAAAACCACCUAUGUAAAAUACCAGUUGGGAUGCCAUUGUCCUUAACCUCACUGAGUUUGAGGUAUAACAACAUGCUUUCUGUCUGUCGGCAACAUUUUUCAGAACUCACACAACUGAAAGAACUCUAUAUGGAUGGAAAUUGUUAUUAUGGCAAUCCCUGUGAAAAACCUUUCCUCGCAGACAAUGGGGCUUUCUCAGACCUCACUAUUUUGACAAUCCUGUCACUCGCCUUCAACAACCUGACCCGAGUUCCAAGCAAACUGCCUUCGUCUCUAAGGAAACUUUACCUCAACAGCAACAAGAUCAAAACCAUCAACCAAGAUGAUUUUAAUGAACUGCCUAAUGUAGAAGUCCUUGACUUAAGUGGAAACUGUCCAAGGUGCUACAAUGCCCCCUACCCAUGUGAACCUUGCAGUGGGGACUCCGCCAUCCAAAUACAUCCUCUUGCUUUCCAGCAUCUGAAAAAUUUGCAGAAUUUAAACCUCUCCAGCACCUCUCUCAUUAGCUUACCUGCCAGCUGGUUUUAUAACACAACUCAGUUAAAGGUGCUGCAUCUUGAAUUUAACUACUUAAUAAAGGAAAUAGCCUCUGGAGAUUUCUUACUCCAGCUGCCUUCUUUGGAGGUGCUUGAUUUAUCUUUUAACUAUGCAAGAAAAUCAUACCCAAGGUAUAUAAAUAUUUCAGAUAAGUUCUCCAACCUGGUCUCUCUCCAGCAACUGCACUUAAGAGGUUACGUGUUCAAGGAACUUAAGAGCAAACACCUUCGGCCUCUCAUGAAUCUUACUAAACUAUACACCCUCAAUUUAGGAGUCAACUUUAUCAAGCAAAUUGAUCUCAGUGUGUUUCAGCUCUUUGCUAAUCUGACUACAAUUUCUUUGUCUGACAACAGGAUAUCACCCAUAUUAGAGGGCAGCAAUAACAGUGUUAUUAGAGGAGAAUCGGUCCAAAAUCAUGUAAUUCGAAGUCGUUCAACAGAUACUGAUCUUGAGCCAUCAGUAAAUAGUAUGCUACCGGCAGAAGGCCAAUCCAGUAGCAGUGUGUAUAAUCCCAUUUUUCCUUUAAUCAAACCUCAAUGCAGCAUGUAUGGUAAAUCCUUAGAUCUAAGCUUAAACAGUAUUUUCUUCAUUGACCAACAGCAAUUUAAAGGUUUCCAUGCUAUAGCCUGUUUGAAUUUGUCUUCAAAUGGCAUUGGACAAGCUUUGAAUGGCACUGAAUUUAUCUUUCUACCUAAUCUCAAAUAUUUAGAUCUGUCUUUUAAUAAACUUGAUUUGGCUUAUCACUAUGCAUUUUAUGAACUGCCUAAGCUAGAGGUAUUGGACCUCAGCUACAACAUACACUAUUUUAUUGUGUCAGGGAUAACACACAGAUUGGGAUUUACUGAAAAUCUUCCAUAUCUAAAAGUUUUAAACUUAAGUUACAAUGCAAUUUUUACACUCACAGAGCCUAAUCUAACUAGCAGCUCCCUGAAAGAAUUAGUGUUCAAAGGAAACCGCCUUGAUAUUUUAUGGAAAAAUGGAGAUAAUAGAUACAUAAAUAUUUUUAAAAACCUCUUCAAUCUGACUCAUCUCGACAUAUCCCACAACAGACUUAAUGAAAUUCCUACCAAGGCAUUUCGUAGCCUGCCACAAAGUCUAAUUGAGCUACAUAUAACCAACAAUGAAUUAAAGAACUUUGAUUGGCCGGCCCUGCAACAAUUUCAGAACCUUACAGUAUUGGAUCUGAGCUCAAACGAACUGUCUUUUGUAACUGAUAACCUUGCCAACUGCACAGCUUCCCUUCAGAGACUAGUGCUUCGACAAAACAAGAUUUCUCAGCUUGCUGAUGGAUUUUUUAACAAAGCCCGCAGCCUCCUACAUCUUGAUUUAAGUUACAAUGAGCUGCGUUCCAUAAACCAGUCAAUACGUCAGUAUGAUAACUUAAUUUAUUUAGAGCUUUUGGACUUAAAAGGAAACCCUUUCGAAUGCACCUGUGCAACUGUUGAUUUCAAAAACUGGAUAAACCAUUACGUUAAUGUUAGUAUCCCACGACUGGCAACAGAUGUCACUUGUGCAACACCUGGAGAUCAAAGAGGGAAGAGCAUCAUAAGUUUAGACAUAUAUGCCUGUACUUUGGAUAACGUUGCAGCAAUAUGCUUUUCUGUAUCAUUCUUCAUUAUUUUGACCAUUAUGACGACAGCUAUCACAAAACACUUAUUUUAUUGGGAUGCCUGGUAUAUUUACUAUUUUUGUACGGCAAAACUAAAAGGAUAUAAAUCUCUUGGCAUGACCAAAGCUCUCUAUGAUGCUUACAUAGCCUAUGAUACUAAGGAUAUGACAGUAACCGACUGGGUAAUAAAUGAGCUACGAUUUCGUCUAGAGGAAAAUGGAGACAAACACAUUCUGCUUUGUUUGGAGGAAAGGGACUGGGAGCCGGGAAAGGCUGUCAUUGACAACCUUGCACAGAGCAUCCAUCACAGCAGAAAGACGGUAUUUGUUCUAACCGAAAGAUAUGUGAAAAACGGGAACUUUAAAACUGCUUUUUAUAUCGCUCUGCAGAGGCUAAUGGAUGAGAAUGCAGAUGUGAUUGUGUUUAUUCUACUGGAGCCGGUGCUACAGCAUUCCCAGUACCUGAGGCUGAGAAGGAGGAUCUGCAAGAGCUCAGUUCUUGACUGGCCUAAGAAUCCGCACGCUGAAGGCCUUUUCUGGCAAAAUCUAAAAAGUGUAGUGCUAACAGAAAAUUAUAAAAGAUAUAAUGCAUUGUACACAGAUUCCAUUAAAUGACAGUAAAGAGAGAAGAAUGUCUUCCUUGUAGCAGAUAUCUUUGUAUUGAGACAUUAUCAGUUUUGAGUACAUAAUUAGAAUCUAGUUAAAACAGCAUCAUUGGACGUAUUGAUUCUCUACUAAUGUGUUUGAGGACGUUUGAAGGAAAUAAACAUUACUGUACUUUGGCCUGAAUUCAUGUCAGUUAUUAUACUACAGGCAAGUGGAAGAUCAUAAUCACACAUACUAUGCUGUACUGAUGAUUUGUGUAAAUUGUUUCUCAAUAUUUGUCAGUUAUCACCACUAAUUACACACAUAAUUAGCCAUUAUUAAUUGUAUUUUUAACAUCAUGGAGCUUCCAAAACUAUCUAACUUGCUAGUGAGAAUUAAGAACAGUCUCACCUUUGGCUACCUUUUAAUGAAACAGUUUUUAUCCUUCAGUCCAAUGAUACUUACUAACAAUAGCUGCGGCUUAACAGGGACACUUUCAAGUGGUCUAGUGGUGCUUCUUUGUGUGUUUUAGUCUUGUGUUGAUUUAGAAUGUUUGCUUCUUUAAAAUCAGGUUUUGCUUUCUGGUAUACCUGUUAUACACGUGGAAAGUGUACACACUGUGACCUCACUGCCUGACUCUGUUCGUUAGCCAUCAAUUACCCAUGCUUGGAUCCAGUGUCAGAUGUCUUGUAACUGCCCUUGCUACUGGCAUGGGGCAUUAUAUUACACUGGUCUGUCUAAUAAUUGAAGUCUGUAACUUCAUGGACUGCAUUAUUACUCUUAGAAUUGUGUCUUCUCUUACAUCAGCAUCCUCUUAAUGGGUGCAAAUGGCUAUCUACCAUAGGGAAUAAAAUAAUUCUACUCUAUUAGUGGAA